CAUUACCUACUUCGCACCAACAUAAAUUAAGGUGUUUAUUUUCAAGUUCUUUACACAGCAGCGAUCACUAGUUAGAAGCCAUGAAUAGUAACACAGUCCUGAUCGGAGCCACAGUGUGCUCUUCGCUUGCUAUCGGCUAUAUGCUUGGUAAGCUCCACGGUUCGCGCCGAUAUGCAGACGACUACAUUCAAAGGCCUGGGAGAAAGCACAAGAAGACGGAAGGAUUGAGAACUUUUCUAGGAUAUGUCGCUAAAUACUCCUCUCCAGAGCAUCCCACAGUGACUGAAUUGAGGAGGGUAAUUUGCGAGAAGCUGGAGGAAUUCUCACCUAAGACGACGGAGGCCGACCAAACAAGCUUUAUAACUCAGUUGGCUAAAGCGAUUGGAGCAAAAAAGGUUCUUGAAGUGGGAACGUUCGCUGGCACAACUUCACUCAGUAUUGCACUUGUUUUACCCGAAGACGGUCAAAUGGUAACAAUAGACUUCAAAGAGGACUGGGUGUCCACAGGCCGCCCAAUCUGGGAAAAGGCUGGAGUUACCCACAAAAUUAGGUCUAUUAUAAAGGACGCAGCCCGGGCUCUCGAUGAAUUAAUUGCCAACGGCGAAACUGGAACUUUUGACAUGGUUUACAUCGACGCAGAUAAGUGGAACUAUCCUGUGUAUUACGAUAAAUGCAUGGAACUUGUACGCCAGGGAGGAAUUAUUUUACUUGAUGAUACGUUAUGGGAAGGUUAUGUGUGUGAUCCAAAUAUCAACAAGGAUGGCAAAACAUCAGAGGUUGAACCACUCGACUACCAGAGAGAUUCCAUAGAGCUGUAUAAGUUCCACUUUCAGUCAAUAUACAAAAGAAUUGCCGUCCACAUGCACGAGUUGAACAAGAAAAUAGUGAAAGAUGCUCGAGUAGUAGUUAAUAUCUUACCAGUUGGGUCAGGCCUUACAAUAGUCACAAAAUUAUGAGUUAUUCUGAAUUCUUAACUUGUUCAAGGUUUAAUUACCACGUAAAUGAUGAUAAAGCAUGUUUGCUUUCAAUGAAGUUAUCAAAUUCUGAGCAGUUUUAUUAUGCCAACUUUAGGAUGCUAUGAGAUUUAUUCUCACCCCUACAGUAAUUGUUAAAAUCCCUAUACCCCGUAGUGUCUCGGUUAUAAGGCGCACGGUUUUUUCAAGAAAAUUCCGUCUUCGGGUGGUAAGGUAGUGCUGAGAUUAGGGUGUGUCUUAUAGCCAAGUAUUUUUGCGCAACAAAAUCUUAAGAUAACACUUUUAGCAGGACUUACAGUUAAAAAGACGAGAAAAGGACGAACUGUUGGUCAUUGAGUGUUUUAGAUCUGGUGGUUCUGAAAAGAACCAGGGUGGCUCUGAAAAGAGCCGUUAUGGUGUUCUGAAGGAACCGUUUCUUAUGCGGCCUCCGUCAAAUGCGGACCACGAAACGAAUUUCACACGAGCAGAGCUUUUUGGUCUGAGGUGUUGCAAAGAUUGCGUAGAGUCCACUCCUUUAUUCCUGUGAAUUACAAAGUAAUACUGCUUUUAGAGCGCUAAUCAACUUCGAUAGGAAAGCAGUCGACAAACGGAAAUUCGCAUGCGUGUUAACAGCACGUGCUUGUAUUGCAAAAGAAAGCCAUUAGAAUCAUAACUUUCUCUGGCUUCUUAGAGCAUACAAGCCCACUUUUCAAAGAUUUAAAUGUUAUCAAUUUAUUUGAUGAAGUAACUGUUCACUUUGCGGUUUUUAUGUACAAAUUUAAAAACCAACUUCUUCCCACUUCACUUCAGUAAAAGAAACCCAUAAUUAUAAUACAAGGCUUACCUUUAGAAUAUUUAGGUAUUUUUAAUAUUAGAUAUCAAGGCGCUAAGGUUUGGAAUGCAAUCAGUGAUGACAUUAAGCUUCUAUCACUUAAACAAUUUAAGAAAAAGUUAAAAUCAAGUAUUCUUGCAAGUUACUAACUGACUUAAUUAUACUAUACAUUUUCUUUCUUCCGUUAGUUAAUCUGCCUAUUUAUACUGUAUUUUCUUGCUUAUUUUCGAUAGCUUGUAUUUUUAACUUGUAACUAGUUUUUGUUUGUGUGUUUCUAUGUUUGUUGUAUGUGUUACUUAGUCUUAAGUACCUGACACCUUUAGUCAUUACAGCAUUUAAAAUCCUAAGAAUAGCUGCUCAAUUCUACUAGCCUGGUGGUAAUUUUGGGCAGCCAUGCACUUUAUUUUAUUUGUUUUAUUACUUUUUUGUGAUGUAAAUUUAAUUUAAUUCA
Molecule: messenger RNA, 2236 nt
Organism: Stylophora pistillata
Lineage: Eukaryota; Metazoa; Cnidaria; Anthozoa; Scleractinia; Pocilloporidae
Product: putative caffeoyl-CoA O-methyltransferase 1
Molecular function (GO): S-adenosylmethionine-dependent methyltransferase activity; O-methyltransferase activity
Source: RefSeq, a predicted model, not a curated record